Messenger RNA from Chelonus insularis, 10382 nucleotides. It is a transcript of the gene PlexB, whose product is annotated as plexin B. Lineage: Eukaryota; Metazoa; Arthropoda; Insecta; Hymenoptera; Braconidae. Gene Ontology annotation, cellular component: plasma membrane; semaphorin receptor complex. Gene Ontology annotation, molecular function: protein binding; semaphorin receptor activity. Bases 692 to 6823 code for a protein of 2043 amino acids. The record is from RefSeq and is a predicted model, not a curated record. The transcript is spliced from 4 exons. Gene Ontology annotation, biological process: regulation of cell migration; sensory neuron axon guidance; semaphorin-plexin signaling pathway involved in axon guidance.
GAGAAGGAUAAAAUAUAGUAUUCCCGAGUUGUUAAAGGGAGAAAGUAUGAUAAUAGGGAGCAGGAUAACGAAGCACGGGAACGCGAGGGAGGGCGGAACAGGAGCGCACGCCGUAGUCACGGUCUCCAACCCCCAUGUACAACCCGUGUCCGUCGAAUUUUAAUGGCGGCCGACCCCGAAUCCCGCUUAGUGUUAUUGUAAUUGACGUACGUCACAACGUGAAGUUUGUGUUGGGCCACUAAGUGAUUAUUCAAAGACUGGAUUAAGCAUUGAAAAGUGAGUGAUUCACUCUGAUAUCGUCUUUAUAGUACAACGACCUGGGGAGUAUUGAAAAGAUUCAUGUGCAUUCUAUCAUGGUGAAGACUCGCGAUGUAUCGAAGUGACUUGCAGGCAUUUUACAACGUUACAAUGUGCUUUUUUGCUCUCUUUCGAAUAAGGAAUUCGAGACAGUGAGCAUCAUGUUGGAGUGUGAAUACACGCGAAGCUGGUAGCGCCUUUUAGACAUUGGCCAACUACCAGCAGGGUUCUUUUUUCCCUUUCUAUUCCUCUUCCCUUCUCUUUUUCCUUCCUCUUUUGCUCUUUACCCAUUUCAGCUUUUUCUAUUUAUUUUAUUUUUUUUUUCAUCUUUAUACUUUUCUCUCAUUCCCAAUCUCUUAACCCUGUAUGUUUUAUCCACUUUUUCCUCGACGAAAUGAGACUCUUUGGACCAAGAGCUUUUGCUGUUAUGUUGGUGGUCCCGCCGCCACCACGAUUGCGUUCAAUAAAAUGCCAAAGCUGGUCCAUCGAAUCUUUCCUUUCAUCAGCAUGGCUAUUCACUAUAGCCCUUGUUACAUUAACAAUAAGCACAACAGCGCAAACAGUACCUUCUUCAUCUCCUUCUACUUCUGUUUUAUCCUCCUCUUCCUCUUUAACAACUAUUCCACAAGAGAACUUAACACUCCAUAUCGUCGCACGAUUUCCACCUGAAACAGAACGUUCUGAUUUCAAUAAAUUAAAUCUGAAUUCAACGAGAGAAGGUCCUCUUCGGUUUAAUCACUUGACCAUUGAUCCCUCCACCGGACGACUUUAUGCUGGUGCUGUAAACAGACUACUUCAAUUAGAUGCUAAUCUUAAAUUAGAGCAACUUGUUUCGACUGGACCAAGGUUGGAUAAUCCCCAGUGUCACGCAACCGGAUGUACAUCAAGAGAAGUGACCACGUCGCUCAUGGAUAACGUCAACAAACUCUUAAUCGCUGAUCUCGAAUCCAAAACUUUAAUAGCAUGCGGCUCGCUUCUUCAGGGUGCUUGCGAAAAGUAUAACAUGUUAAAUAUUUCCAUAGCACCGAGUUUCCUGCCACAUAGUGUAGCUGCUAAUGAUGAACAUUCUUCAACGUAUGCAUUUAUUGGACCAAAACGUUAUAACGCUUGGGAAAGAACGACGAAUAUUCUUUAUGUUGGAACGACGUUUACCAAUAACGGCGAAUAUCGUCAUGAUGUACCUGCCAUCUCCAGUCGUCAUCUUAAUACCUUAGAGUACGCUCAUUAUACAUUCCACAAGCAGUCAAUACUGCACAUCGACGUCAAGUAUCGAGAUCACUUUCUUGUCAAGUACGUUUAUGGUUUCAAUGCAAGUGAUUAUGCUUACUUUGUCUUGGUCCAGAAACAAUCUUAUCUACCCGAGCAAGAAGAACUUGGCUACGUGUCAAGAUUAGCCAGAACCUGUAUUAAUGAUUCCAAUUACGAUAGCUACACUGAGGUAACGUUACAGUGUAUUGUUGAUACGGAUAAUGGAACUCAACAAAUCUAUAAUUUAGUGCAAGAUGCCAAAGUCGCUGCUGCUGGAAGUGACUUAGCCAGACAGUUGGGUAUUGGUGUAGGAGAUCCAGUAUUCGUGUCUGUAUUUUCACCGAGUAAAGGCAUCACUAACGAACCAUUACCUCGAUCAGCUUUGUGUGUGUAUAGUUUGCAAGACAUCGAAACAAAGUUUAAUGAAAAUAUCUAUAUGUGUUUCAAUGGAAGUAUCAGGUAUCGUAAUAUGGGCUAUAUCAGUGGACCAAUUCAAGACGGUGAGUGUCCAGUGGCUGGAACCACGGGUAAUUAUCUCAAUUUUUGCGAAGUUGGACUCAAGAUAUCAGGCGUAUCUCCAAUUGUCGGAAGAUCUGUUCUACAAUUUCCUGAUAGCUUUAUCACAUCAAUUACAAUUGCAAAUACUGAAGCUCAUACAGUUGCAUUUUUGGGAACCAACGACGGAGUUCUGAAAAAAGUCUUAUUAUCUGGAUCUGAAUCAUUAGUUUAUGAAAGUGUUGUUGUGGAUAGUGGACAAAGACUGAUGUCAGAUAUGGUUUUAUCGCCACAAGGUGAAUAUCUGUAUGUAUUGUCAUCUUCAAAAAUUUCAAAAGUUAAAGUUGAACAUUGUAGUGAUUACACUAGCUGUAGCACGUGUUUAGAUGCUAAAGAUCCUUAUUGUGGAUGGUGUUCAUUGGAAAAGCGGUGUACAAUACGUGGUGCGUGUCAAAAAGCAAAUAAAAGUAGUCCUCGGUGGUUGUCAUUAAGUACAGGACAGCAGUGUAUUGAUUUUGAACAGGUUCUGCCGGAUCGUUUGCCCAUUAAACAAAUGGCAACGGUUCAGUUAACAAUUAGAACAUUACCAGAAUUACCACCCGGGGCAAAUUACAAAUGUGUGUUUGGUAAUGCAGAACCUAUAAAUGCUACAAUGACUAAUAUUGGAUUAUCUUGCCCUGCACCACCUAUUGCUAAAAGACCUAGCAUUCCUGAGGGUGCAGAUCAUAUUUUAGUGCCACUUUCAGUGCGGUCCAGUGAAACGAACAAAGACUUUGUAUCAAGAAACUUUGCGUACUUUGACUGCUCGCGGCAUACAUUGUGUUCAGAGUGUGUUAAUUCAUCGUGGGGUUGUAGUUGGUGUGUAUAUGAUAAUAAAUGUACCCACAAUACUAGUGGAUGUCAAGGGAAUAUAAUCUCUGGUGAGAAUCCUAAUCCAGCAACAUUAGCCGCUCAUGGAGUUCAGUACUGCCCACGUUUUUUGAAACGAAAAGAACCACUAAUGCUCCCUAAUAACGUACCUAAGGAAAUUGUUCUAGAAGUAGAAAAUUUACCACAUCCGAAAAUUGUUCACACAGGCUUUCAGUGUAUUGUUUCAAUCGAAGGUGCUAAUUUACGAGUUCAAGCACGAGUUGACAAAAGUCGUUUCAUUGUCUGUGACAAGACAAUUUACUCAUACGAAUCUCUUACUGGUGAAUAUGAAGCCUUAUUGACAGUAGUUUGGAACACAAAUCACCACGUUGACCGCACAGUAAUUAUUCUCUACAAAUGCGACAUUCUUGGAUCUCACCGCGAGCAUGCGGAUUGUUCGCUUUGUCUGACAAGAGAUCCAAGAUUUGAAUGUUCAUGGUGUGGUAACAGCUGUAUGAAUAGACAUUCAUGCCUUCACGCUGCAUUUGCUGAAUGUCCAAAACCGCGUAUUGAUAUGAUACGUCCGCUCAGUGGUCCUAUUGAAGGUGGUACACUUGUGACAAUAGAAGGAAGUAAUUUGGGAUUAAACGAAAGUGAUGUAGCUGAUAAAAUUCAAAUUGGCAAUACCCCGUGUACUCUAGUUGAUUACGAGAUCUCUGUACGUAUUAUCUGCCGUACAGGUCGUCGGGAGGCUACUGACCAAGCAACUGUAGUUGUUGGCAAUAAUGCUGGAUAUACAGUAAGUGCAGUUCUAUUUCAUUACAAAGACAUUCAACUGUCCGGAAUUUAUCCGUCCGUUGGUCCACAAAGCGGUGGCACACAAAUUGCAAUCACUGGAAAGUACCUGAAUAUUGGAAGUACCAUCUCAGCUUAUCUAGAUGAAUUACCAUGUCAUGUUAAUGCAACACAAGCAAGUAGCACUCGGUUAACUUGUAUUACCAGCAGAUCGGGUCGUGUUAGACAAAUUCAACAGUUAACGUUGAGCAUUGAUGGUGCGAAUCGUACCUUAAUUAAUAAUCCUUUUAACUACACUCAAGACCCGACGAUAAUGGAGAUAAAGCCACUAAGAAGCUUUGUCUCUGGAGGUCGCAUGAUCACCGUCCAUGGUACCAACUUGGAUACUAUUCAAAAGCCAGAGAUGGAAGUUUAUUACGACAACGAAAUUCAUCCAGUAAAUAGAACUGUAUGUACUGUAUUAAAUCCAACUCAAAUGGAGUGCCCAAGUCCUAGCGUUGCAGAGAAAUUUCGAAUGCAUCGUACUCGAAUUACGCGAUCUCUUCAUAAACAACAUGUACCUUCAGCAGGAUCACGUGGGACAAAAGAUACUCAGUUACCUUUGAAAAUAGCUUUUGUUAUGGAUAAUGUAGAAAGUGUAAGAGACUUGGAGAAGCAUUUUCAAAAUUUACGACACCAUUUACUCUACAUGGAGGAUCCCAAGUUCUUUUCAUUCCCACACAUGGUCAAAUUGUAUAAAGGAGAUACUCUAGUAAUUGAAGGAGAAAAUUUAAAUUAUGCGAGUGACGAGUCUGAUGUUAACGUAACCGUGGGCACUGCAUUAUGUAAUGUUACUUCUUUGGCGUACACGCAGUUGGUUUGUACACCACCAGAUCAACAACCAGCUGGUACUGAUGAAAUGGGAAUGAAAACGAAGCGUGGAUUGCCUCUCGUAGUUGUGAGAGUUGGUCGAACUCUACGUUUUCCAAUAGGAUAUCUUCAGUACGAGGUAAUAAAAUCCUAUCCUAUUCCACCGGAAGCCAUAGCGGGGAUUGCCGCAGGUACUUUUGGUCUAGUGUUUCUCUUCGUUCUUGUACUUGUUGUUUACCGACGAAAAAGCACUCAAGCAGAGCGAGAGUACAAGAGAAUACAAAUUCAAAUGGACACCUUAGAAAGUAAUAUAAGAAUGGAGUGCAAACAGGCGUUUGCUGAGCUGCAGACUGAUAUGACUGAUUUAACAGCAGACUUGGAAUCUUCAGGUAUUCCUACUUUGGAUCAUAAAAAUUAUAUUAUGAAAGUUUUCUUUCCAGGUGUCAUAGACCAUCCAAUAUUAAGUGACCCAAGAUCGCGCAGUGCACUGUCACGAUCAAAUUACGACACUGCUAUGAUUCAAUUCGAGCAGCUUAUCAAUAAUAAAUGUUUUGUCCUUGCAUUCAUAGAAACUCUAGAGGCACAAAAGGACUUUAAUAUAAGAGACAAAGUGAACGUGGCUUCUUUACUGAUGGUUGUACUAAUGGGAAAAAUGGAGUACGCUACAGACAUACUAAUGAAUCUGUUGCUGCGGCUAAUUGACAAGUCUGUAGACACCAAACAUCCACAACUCAUGCUAAGACGUACAGAAUCUGUCGUGGAGAAAAUGCUGACGAAUUGGAUGGCGUUGUGCAUGUAUAAUUAUUUAAAGGAUUACGCUGGCUCUUCACUAUUUUUAUUAUUCAAGGCUAUCAAACAUCAGAUUGAAAAAGGUCCUGUCGAUGUUAUCACACAUGACGCGAGGUAUUCACUCUCAGAAGAAAGACUACUUCGUGAACAAAUAGAUCACAGUAUCGUUACGCUUCAUGUCGUCCAAGAUGAUCUCGAUGAAAAGAUACAAUGCAAAGUAUUAGAUUGCGAUACGAUAAGUCAAGUUAAAUCAAAAAUCUUAGAUGCUCUUUAUAAAAAUACUCCAUUCUCUAUGAGACCAUCUAUUCAUGAAGUAGAUCUUGAGUGGCGUCAUGGCCGUGGUGGUCACUUGACUCUUCAAGAUGAAGAUUUAACGACAAAAUGUAGCGGUGGUUGGAAAAAAAUAAAUACCCUCGCUCACUAUGGCGUCAAAGAGUCAGCUGUGAUGUCUUUAAUACCACGUCAAAAUGACAGCUUUACUAUGAGUUGCAAAACAACCUACCAUACCUGUAAGGCAUCAUCACAUCAUCAACCUCACCCACAUCAUCAUUCGCUUCAUCGCCUCGCAAACCAUUGCUCAUCUGGACAUUUACCGUCAACACCAAGUCAUGGUUUGAUAAGUCCUAUAAUGUAUCCUCAUACACCUGCUGGUAUUUACUUUGAUACUCAACACCCACCGCCGUUAAUAACUGCUAACGGUGAUAUUGAAAGUGGAGGAAAUCAACGACUUUGGCAUUUAAUCAGACCAAUUGAUGAAGUUCAUUGUCCACCAAGUAAUGGCUUCACCACGAGUAAGCAUCAUCAUCAUCCAGAAUGUGCACACAAAGCUAUACCGGAAAUAUUCUUAACAAGGCUGCUGUCGACCAAAGGAACUGUCCAAAAGUUUGUGGACGAUUUUCUCAAUACCAUUCUUACUGCUAACGAAGCAUUACCAAGUGCUGUAAAGUGGUUGUUUGAUCUCCUUGACGAAGCAGCAAAGAGACAUGGUAUUUCUGACCCUGAGGUUGCCCAUGCCUGGAAAUCAAAUAGUUUACCACUGAGGUUCUGGGUUAAUUUUAUUAAAAACCCAGACUUUAUGUUUGAUAUUAAUAAAUCAACAACUGUUGAUUCAAGUCUUUCAGUCAUCGCCCAAAUGUUCAUGGAUGCAUGCUCGACAACCGAACACAGACUUGGCAAAGAUUCACCAUCGAAUAAAUUGCUGUUUGCUAAAGAUAUACCGCACUAUCGUGAAAAAGUUGGACGUUUUUAUCAUGAUGUGCAAAAACUACCGCCAGUAACUGAUCAAGAAAUUUCAAGUGCCAUGCAACAAUUGAGUGCAGCUCACGGAAAUGAAUUCGACGUUGUUGCUGCGCUCAAGGAUCUAUACAUCUAUGUCAAUAAAUACUAUGAACAAAUUUUAGAGGCCUUGGAAUUAGAUGCAGGAUGUCGCAAGUUACAUUUAGCCCACAAAUUGGAAAAUGUAGCGUGCACACUGGAGGGUGAAGAAACCAGUGCCUGCUGACACACCAUGCAAAGAAAUUCCAAUCAUUGAACCGUCAAAAUCUCGGAUGGAAAUUGAUUAGUGCCUCGACAUUGCGCAUCAAACACACCUCGAAACAUGUACAAAAGUAUUACACGUCAUUACGAUAAGUGAACGAGUGGCCUUUGUCGCUAUAUUGGUGCAGAGAAAAAGUACGAAUAAAAAUUUAAAGGGUAUGAAUAUUAAGUGGCCUCACUGGGAAUAGUGACAGGGGAAAUACUUGUUCAGUAUAAAAUACACACCGCACACGAGGAAAAAAUGAAGAAGAAAACAUAUAAGAAAUAAGUGAAAAAAGUCAGUCAUUGUGUCCAUCAGACUGUUUGUACAAGGAGUGUACGGCAGCGAGAAAUCUGUGAUCCGAGCACAUGUGGCUACGCCUACUAUCUUAAUUGCGAUAUAAUAAUAAUUAUAAUGGUUAUAUUAUGUAGGGAAAGCGGAUAAAAUUGAGAAAAAGAGUGAUUAUGGUAUGCCUUUGAAUCUCAGAAUGAUUGAUCUGAAUAUAUAAUAAUUGUAAAAUUGUGCGAAUUUUUAAUUUUUGACAUCUUGUCAAUGCUCUGUAAAAAAUUUAAAUAUCGAUACCUAUGAUAAUAAUGGAGGCAUUCAACCGCGUACCAUUUAAUACUCAUUUAAAUAUUUGUAUCAAUUUUCGUGUCUAUACAACCACUUUGGUACUCGUAUGCACAUACGAAUUGAUACAAAUUCAUAAUAUACUUUAAAUAAAUUAUAUAAAUAAACAAAUUUAAAAAAUAUAUAAAUAUAUAAGUUAUAUAUAUUAUACAUAAUAUAUAUAAUUUACAACAAUAUAUAAAUUAUAUAUGUAUGUUAUACAUAUAUAUUUAUAUAUAAUAUAUAUAAAUAUAUUAUAAAUAUAUACAUAAAAUGCAAGGAAUCGCGCGGAAGCACACCUCCACGGAAUGUAGUGAGCUAGUUAGAGAGGGACUAUAUGUGUAUAAAAGAAUUGUAAGGCUGAAUGCCUCUCGUUAAGAGAAUCGACUAAGAAACAAAAUAAUAUUUAAGUAUAUAUAAAUAUAAAGUAUAAGUAAAGUAACAAAAUAACAUUAAAAAUCAGAGUUGCCAGCGUCAAUGUAAGUUAGAGCAGCUCAUGAACAUUACUCCAGGCCUAGCCAUGUACAAGGGAGUAGCAUGUAAUCUAAUGAUUAUUCCUUUAUAUAUAAUUAGCUCUCUGUUUAUUUACAUUUUUUUAUAUUUUAUACAAUUUGAUGUGCUCGUUAUAAUUUUAUACCGAGUCAGAUUUCGAAUCAGCUGUAUGAUGAUCAUUUAAAUACGAUAGUUGAUGUAAAGCGUACUUGUCAACGUAUAAUUAAUUGAUAGAUAAAUUUCUGCUCGUGAUCCAUUUGCUAUCAGGUCAUUAUCGAUAUUAAUCCAUGCGAAUAUAUAAUUAUUACUAUCGUCUAUCAAUUAAUAAGUAUCAUUUAUGAAUUUGUUAAGAAUACAUAGUGAUAGGAUGUAGGCGAUGUAAGAGCGGCAUUUUUGUACCAGUUUCAGAAUCAAGAUGUGCCUGAACUCCUUAUUGUCAAAUAUUAUCGAUGGCACAGUGAUACGGAAGACAUUAUUAAUUGUCAAUUGAGAUAUACUACGGUUUCCAUAGCCUCGUAAUUUGAUGAUGAUUUUCGAUAAAAUGUCCCGAAAUGAAAUAAAAAUAAGAAAUAAAAUUUGAAGAGAAAUUGUGCGCCUUAAGAAAAAAAAAAAGAACGUAGAGCCAUAGAAACCGUAGUAUCCUCGUCAAUCGUAUCGUGAAUACAUCGAUUAUUUAAAAUUAACUCAUUAUCUUGAUAAAUUAAAAAAAGCAGCAAAAUGUGAUCACGUACUCAGUAUGCAAAAAAGCAUUGCCAUGAUUAAGUUUAGUAUUCUUGAACUAUUUUUCUCUCCAAUUAUCUACGACUGACUGGGAAAUACUUUUUGUUUCUCUCUUGAUUAAGUUUUUUUUAUUUUUAUAUUAUUUUUAUACAACAAAGGCAGAAAUGUUUUCAUCAUAAUUAAACGCCUAGACUGCGCCUAAAGUCAAAAAUAAUUAAAAUAAACUCAUUAAAACAAAAUAAAUAAUCCUGAAAAUAAAUCUGAGCACUGCCAAGGCUCUCGGCGCUCUACUACGCACAUCUACGAACAUUAAUUAGCUCAUAUGAGCUAUUGAAACCGUUAUCGUCCGAUUGAUAUUAUAUUAAAUUAAAAAAAUAUUCUUUACAUAUAUGGGAAAGCAAGAAAUUUACUAUCACUUUAUAUAACACUUGUACUUAAAAACACAAAAAAAAGCAUUUUUUUCUUUUCUACGUAUAAAUAUAUAUAUAUAUAUAUAUAUAAAUAUAAAUAUAUUCUUCAUUAUAAUUGCUAAAUAUAUAAAUUUAUUUACGGAAUAUAAAUUUCUCGCUUUCCUGUGAAUGUAAUUAUCGAUCUAUGCAUCUUUCUAUACCUAUUGUAUUUAUUUACAUUUAAUUAUGAAGGAGUUAGCUUCAUGACGAGCGUACGUCAAUCUGUGCAGUGUAAUUAAAUCUAAAUUAUUUUCUGCUUUCUCGAAAAUUCGUCCAAGGAAAAAAAUUGUAUAGUUAGUUAUCUAUAAUUAUAAUUACAAUUAUUGUAAUACGAGUAGAUUAUUUAAAUUGUAACGAUUAUCUUGAUUAUUUUUAUAAUUAUGUAAACAUGUAGUCAUGAGUCUGAACUGAGUAUCCGAGGGUAUUAUGCCGUCUUCCUACGUGAAAACACUAAGAGAUGCUCGGCGUGUCUUAAAACAAUUGUAGUAUAUAGUUUAGUUAUCAUUUGUUGGCUAAAUUUCGCAUUCGUUGAAAUGUUUAUACACAAAAAGAAAAACCUUCUAAGAAUUGGAAUCUCGUGUUAAAUAUUAUGUAAAUUUUUUUAGUUAUUAUUAUUUAAAUUGGAUUAAAUUAUAUCUUGGAGAAAUUCCAUUUCUUAUUAAUUGUUUUUUUAUUGAUUGGUAUUUAUAUUAAAUUAUAAAUUAAAUUUCAAUUAGUAGUACAGAUUGACGUACUCUUUAAGUACGUUGAUGCGCACACAUGAGUAUUCUCCAUUGAAAUACUUUUAUUUCUCUAUAAAUAGGAGAUAAAAAAUUUUUGUAAAAUAGCUGUGAUGUUAAUGACGUAAAUAUAAUCAAUUAUACAGUGUGUCAAUCAUGAAUUAGUCAUUUCUUGUAUAAUUGCAUAGAGUAUGAAGUAAAAAAAAAAAAAAAACAAAGAGAAAAAGUAUAAAAAUUUGUCAAUUGUUCGUAUAAAAAAUGUUCUUUCAAGUUUGCUUGUCAAAGAACUUAAAGUCAAAUCUUCUAAAAUAUCUAAGUUGUAAAUGAAAAUAAAAAGAAAUAUUCAUGUGUGCGUAUAUCCGUGUAUUCUAUGCAAAAAUAUCCAUGUAAAUAGUAUCCAAAACCCCAUCCUUUCCAGCACCCUGGUUAGAUUAUAAGUCACAUUUGAAAAAAUAAAAAUGAGAAAACGAAAUGAUUCUUGCCAAAUUUCCAAUGGGACGUAGGAACAAACAAUUAAACACUUGAAAAAUUGCAAAAAUAUAUUGGUAUUAUAAA